Molecule: messenger RNA, 507 nt
Organism: Postia placenta MAD-698-R-SB12
Lineage: Eukaryota; Fungi; Basidiomycota; Agaricomycetes; Polyporales; Adustoporiaceae
Exons: 1
Coding region: 1-507 (168 amino acids)
Source: RefSeq, a predicted model, not a curated record
AUGGGUGAAGGUGAUCGACUAACUGAAGAACUGCGGGAUAUGCUUCAGGCACUGGAGGAGAUCUACAAGCAGACGGAAAUGAGCAGCCUUUUCGUCGCAAUCACAUCUUCCAGGGUGGAACAGACCGGGGAGACAGUGGCCGACAAAGGAGACUCCCAGGGUGACAGUGCCGCGGGGGAAAUGGCGACUUCGACCGGUGCAGAAGCCGUACUGUCGGGGAGCACAGUCUCUGUCACACAUUCGCAGGACGCUAUAGAUGACAUUUCCAACGGCGUCGCGCUUCCUGAAGCGUUGAACCAGUUUUUUCAAAAACAUCCCGAGGUCAAAAGCCAUGUCCGCAGCUUGAAUGGGGAUAGGGAUCGAGACGGUGUCUUUGUUAUCCUGCGUGCGCUGCUGCUGCAGCAAUCGUUCGAACCACAACUCGAGAAGUGGUUGGAGGGAGAUGGAGACCGUUGGACGAAGCUGAAGUCCGGCUUCAAAAGGUUGUUUGCUCGCAUGCGUACAUAG